CUUCGUCACAGUGCUCACUCGCGCCGUGAAUGUUGAAAGUGGAACACGCGUUUGUUAAUUCUCGACGAUGUCUCGCGGUACGACGUGAUUUCUUUCUGAAUUUGCAAAACCAGAUCACUACGGAACGUAAUACGCCCAGCGAGUGUAUUACAGAUUAGGUUGGUCUCUUCGGUGAGCCAAAAUGGAAUCUAUGGAUGCGCGUCUUGUGGCGCAAGCAUUGAACUACCAUGGCCAGCAGUUGCAGAAAGUGUGGGAAGGAGAACGCAACGAAAAUGAACUGGUCAUGCUCAAUCUCAAGGAUCCUAGCUUUGAAAUCUAUCAACAACGACAAAAGACUCUCAGUUUUGGAGAUAGAGGCAAACGUCUGAAGCUUCAACAAUUCGUUGCUAAAAAAGCUGACACCCUGUAUGAUAAAGCAAACUUGGAGAAACCUGCAGAAGGCAACAAGCAAGAGCUAGGAGAUGAAGAAUUUUAUGCUACAGUGCCAGCACUUGAUACUUUUGUCACCAUGGAGAAAUCCCAGCGCAUACGCAACUUUUUGGAGAGUUUGGUAGUUGGAGAUGUAAUUUACGCGCAAGUAAUAGGUAAAAGCGCCGCAGGUCUGCUUCUGAAGGUGCUUUGCAACUGCAGUGACUGUCCCAGAGUCGUCACUGAAUUAGGCGUUAAGGCACUGAUAUUAAAUGCGGCCAUUGUGCCGGCGGUGGACAAGAAAGGUGUAACAAGGGGCUACAUGGCAAAUGACCUCGUCUGCGUCGUAGUGAGUGAAGUAAGCGUUGAGGCCGAGCGAGUUGUUGCAGUUAUGAACGUACCUGCCCGGGAAGGGCAAACACCACACCCACCUAUGGGACUUAUCCAUUCCGAUGAUCUUCCAGAAGCCUAUAAGAAAGCGAUGGACAACAAAGGCCAGAGUUAUGAAACGCUGUUGGAGAAUAGUACUGGCUUCAACAAUCCAAACAACAUAAAAUAUCUGAGCGAUUUGAUCAGUCUCGGACAAGAAAAUCAUUCCAAUAUGGUUGGACUGAGAGAGAGAUUUCCGCCGAAUGAAUACUCUUCUGAGUUGCGACAAGCGCAAGCGAGCAAGUGGGCAUUCCGCAGUGUCGCUGAUGGUAUAGAUCAUUUCAAGGCCGGUCGUCAUACCGAAGCUUUCCAGUGUCUCAACAAAGCGCUCACUGUUGAUCCUCGCAAUGUUGAGGGCUUAGUCGCCAGAGGAGCGUUAUAUGCAAAUAGCGGAAGCUUCAAGAAGGCAAUUGACGACUUUGAAACGGCCCUGAAAUUAAAUCAAACGCACGCAAAUGCUCGUAAGUAUAUGGCAGAAACACUGGUUGCGCUCGGCCGCAGUUACGAAGACGAGAAGAAGUAUGAAGAGGCCCAAAAAGCGUAUGAAGAUUGCUUAGCGAUCGCACCGUUUCACGAAGAAGCGCGCAAUUCCAUUGAGUACAUAAAAUCUAAGACUCUUACAGCGCCGCUGAAUCCUCUCGAUACCUUUAAGAGCUUUGAAACCGAGAACGACGUUGUAGAGAAUAAGAAAGAUAAAAAGAAGCGCAAGAAGGAAAGGAAAUCUAGAUCGAAGAAGAGACAGAGAUGGAGUUCCAGCUCAAGUUCGUCAUCCAGUGGAUCUUCGAGCUCUUCAAGUUCAGAAUCGAGCAGCUCGUCGUCGUCCGGAAGCUCGCGAUCCGCAUCCCGCUCACCAAGCCGUAAGCGCAAGCACAAGAAAGAUCACCGUAGCUCACUUUCGCCGCUUAGCAAACGCAUGGCUCAAUAUAAUAAUCCUCCGGCAGCAACUGCUACUACUCACGAUACAGUAACGCCGGCUUCUUAUACCGCAAAUCCGCGCGAGAAAAUGGACGACUAUGAAAUCAGAGUGCGCAAGUUUCUUGAACAAACCAAGGACGAUUCUGAUUACGAAGAUAAGGUAAGAAAGUUCUUGGAGGAGACAGCGAGGUGGAAGAGAGAAAAGGAAAAGAAACAUUCUGAGACUGACAAAAUGAAGAAGAAGAAGAAGAAAGAGAAGAAGGGGAAAGACAAGGAAAAGGAGGACAAGAAAAAUCGAAAGAAGAAGAAGAAGGAAGAACGGAAAAAGCGUAAAAACAAGGACAAGCUCGAGCGAGAUUUAGAUGCUUUGAAAAAAUCAUCUUUACCGGACUUGGAACAGUUAGAAUCCAGACUUAAUGCUUAUUAUGCGAAGGUUGAGAAAGACUGUGCGGCGCUGAAAAGGUAUGUAGCACAGUAUAAUGAGAUACCUUCCCCUCUUAGCAACGCGGAGAAGCUCGCUGAAAGUUCACGUAGGGAGGAGGAGUUACGCAGAGAGAGGGAAAGGGAGAGAGACGAAGCCUCGAAGGCGUAUCACGAACGAGAGUCCAGGGCGCCAAUGACUGCCCAACAGAGGAAAGAAAUCCAAAGGAAACCGCUAUCAGACAUAUUUGAACAAGAUUCUCAACUGAUUCAUCCAGAACCAAAACUCCCCACGUUGGACACCGCUGCGUUGAAUGCAAAAUGGAAAGCUGCGCAAGCUGCUAGACAAAAAGACGUUCCUCCGCAAAAGUGGCAAGAUAUCCCGUCAGAGAGCAAAAAGAUGCAAUCUAACGUUUUCGUGGACAGCGAUGAGGACGAUGACAAUGAAUUGGAGGAAAGGCUGCAACGCGCGGCUCUCGAGAAAUCUUUGAACAUACGAAAACAAAUGCAACGCGAGCUCGCUGAGAAAAGGGCGCUGCCGCCUCAGCCUUCACCGACGCCACCACCACCGCUACCGAAAGAGCCGCCGAUGCCGAAGCAAGCACCCGUCAAGUAUCCUACGCCGCAGCCGCAAAACAAGUUCCAGUCUUACAAGGAUCCUAUGUCCGUGUCGCAGACUUCACCGACCAAGUUCGGUUCUAGCAAUAACCUGGGUGGCAAGUUCCAACCGAUCGGUCAGAACAGCGGAGUUGGACAUCCACCGGAACCACCGCGUUCUUUGCCACCAACGAAAAACCAGAGCCAAGCCAAAGGUCCGAGGACCGAUUCCGACAGCGAAAAUGAGCGAGGUCAACACCGACAGACGCCGAAGAAACGCGACUCGAGCAGCCGGGGUGGUGUGAAUAAGCGUAUGAGCAGAGAUCGUCCUGCGAAACGAUCGCGUAGUCGUUCUCGGAGUGCCUCCAGUUCGGGCUCGUCAAGAUCGCGAUCGCCAAGACGAAGCCGCUCGCGUUCGUAUUCGAAUCGACGAUCCGGCAGUUACGAAAGGAAAUACAGUAGAUCGCCUUCCGGCACGUACAGCCGAUCACGAUCACGCUCUCGAUCCAGAUCGUACAGCAGAAGUCGCAGUCGCAGCAGGUCGAAUGACCGAGGUUACUACCGCAAGAGGCAAUUUCGACCGUACAACAAUCGCGGCACAUAUUACAAACCGCGUUUCCAGGUCUUUAACAAUCCGAACCACCGCGGUGGCGGUAACAAUUUCCAAAAUCGAAAUCGCUUCUAUAACAAUCAACACAACAAUCGCUUCAAUAAUCGCCGUGGUUUCAACAAUCGCGGGGGCCGUGGCGGUCGCGGUAACCGUGGCGGCAGAUUCUUUCAUGGUAAACAAGGCUUUCGUGACUUCCGCGACAGACGAGACUUUAGAGAUCGUCGCGCGUCGUCGCGCGAUCGUUACAGCGAUCGCAGCUACUCACCCGAUCCGAUGAGGAAGGUCGACGAGGCAAAGGAGAAAAUCAACAAGAUGCUCGAGGGUGGCGAAGACGUCGAACAUCAGCAGGGAGGCAGCGGAGGCUCAACUGUGCCGCCCAACAAGAGGCAAGCCGGACCUUUGAGCGAGGGCGAGGAAAGGGACGACGACGACUAUGAGAGAUGGGGAGAUGGAGAAGGAGGCGACGCUGCUAACACCAAGAAUGAGGUGGUCGAACCGGUCGACGAUAAACUGGAAGGCAAGGAGUUCUUCAUUGAGCGCAUGAAGCAGCGAAGCAAGGAUACUUUAAUGCAGAGAGCCAUUGCAGCUAAGAUUUGGUAGAUACAAUCUAUCAUUGCCACCAUCAUGCCGGCUACGUCUCUGCUUCUCUGUGAUAUAGUUGCUUUCGUCGUGUCACCUUUGAUCAACGAUGGCCGACCGAUUGAUGUGAGGCACACCGAAAUAUUUUCAUAGCUUUUUAUGUCGAUCACUUUUGGUAAUUUUCGUUAAUACAAAUUUAUAAUUGUAUUUGUAACGAAAAAGAAAUUUCUUUUAGUGUGUUACUUUAACUUUGUUCCAAUUAAAGUCUAUAAUUUAAACGCCAAGUGAACUAAAUUGUCCUAAAGUCACUUGUACUUGUUAUACAAGGUAAUUCAUGAAGAUUUAUCGAUGAAACAGUUCUUCGGUUUAUUUUUUAAAUAAAAGAAAAAAAGAUUUAAUUGAUUUAAUUUAAUAUUUGAUACAUUAAUAUUAAUGUAUUAAUAUAGAAGAAAUUUAGAAAUGCUAAUGAUACUAGAAAUUAUAAAUCAAGCUAAAGAAUGUUUCAUGAAUCAUCUCGUAUAGCAAUAAUUAAAAUGUUUGGUGUCAAUUCGUUAAUAUGCAGUGUGUACUUUCAAACGCUAUAUCGUAAGACUAUACAGAUUAUAAAGACAAAUGUCGUGUAUAUCGUAAUGCUGGCUGAAUGGCUCUUCAUUGUCAUUCGUUAUCGAAAGCGGAAGUCGGUCUUUUUUCAUUAUCGUAUCCGGUGGUGUAUACAUUUAGUUUAUGCGUUAAAAAAAAAAAAAAAAUUCAAAAUCAAGUUGAAAUAAAGGGGAAAUUGCGCGCUUCUAUUUCGAGAACUCUAAAAUCUUAGGAGGUCGUAUCGCGCAACUUGUGUUUUAACGCCUAACAACAAAGCUUUAGUGCUUUUUGAUAGUCGAGGACGGAACCAAUAACAUAAUAGAUCCUUCCUAGAUCGAACAUCCCUCCCGAUUCUAGAUAGAGCGUUGUUCGAGAGAGAAAUGCCAUUAAUAACUUCUUUAUUACAAUUGUUUAUUUUAAGCCGUAAUACAGGUAAUUUGGUAGCGUAAGAUUCUUAUAUAUGUUGUAAACAAGUUUCUGUACAAUUGAGAAUCCCACAAAUAUAUAACACAAAACUGCAA
This is a messenger RNA of Linepithema humile (Argentine ant), 5058 nucleotides long. RefSeq names its product tetratricopeptide repeat protein 14 homolog. Lineage: Eukaryota; Metazoa; Arthropoda; Insecta; Hymenoptera; Formicidae. The record is from RefSeq and is a predicted model, not a curated record. Gene Ontology annotation, molecular function: protein binding.